Messenger RNA from Serendipita indica DSM 11827, 3879 nucleotides. NCBI's taxonomy places the organism in Eukaryota, Fungi, Basidiomycota, Agaricomycetes, Sebacinales, Serendipitaceae. The record is from the annotation of a GenBank genome assembly.
AUGAGCGUCAACGGUGAGGUCUCGUCCUCUGAAUCGUCCUGGCCAGACGAAGUCUGGCUCGACCCCAUUCGAGAUCAUGUCAAACGACGUGCUCAGUGGGAUCCUAGUGCAGACGACGGCUUGUCAGCUUACGGGGGCUCGACAAUCUCCGGCUCGUCCAUCGAUCAAGUCCGCAACGAUAUCCGCAACCUUCGUUUCUACAUUAAUGGCUCGGAUGAAUCGGGAAACGUAACGCCGGUGCCACUCAAGCAAAUGCGGGCGAACCAUAUACGCGAGGAGCGUCGAUGGGCACGGUUGUAUAAAGUGCUCAACGAGGAAGUGCAGCGCAAGCUCAUUUCUCUUCGUCUCAAAAUCAACGCAUUGGCCGACUAUGCGUGCCUCCCGACGGAGAUUUUGUGCCAAAUCUUUCUACUCGUCGCCGCAGACCCAACAAAUAAAUCGCACGUCCCAGUGCUUACGCUUACGCAAGUGUGUCGACACUGGCGCAAGGUAGCCAUUGCGACUCCCAUGCUCUGGACGUCGAUAUGGCCGACUAUGUCUGUCCGAGAUGUGGCUAGAAGUCUGAGAAGGUCCAAUGGGCUGGCGCUGGAUUUCACCAUUUCCGGCACACAGGGGAGCGCAAAUCACUGGGAGUACUUUCACGAACACAUUGGUCGUUGCAAGCGCAUCACCAUCAAGGACAUCCCACCCGAAUGGAUUGCCGACCUACAGCCUUGGCUAGACAAUCCCGCACCACUGCUAGAGGAGCUUGUGCUCUCCGCGGUGCCGUCGCAAUCGCCGAUCAGUGCCGACCUGGACUUGUCCUUCUUCGACCAGAACACGCCGCUUCUCAAGAAGGUCAGACUGGACACUAUCAUUCUCCCGCGAAGUAGCUUCCAUCUACUUCUCAACAUCACGCACUUGGAGUUUGCGUUUGGGCAUGGACCAAAGACCGGAUGCCAAAUCCCCUCGCAUCGCUACAUCCUCGAUCUCCUAGCGUGCGCGCCGCUGCUGGAGGACGCAGUGAUCGAGCGCUACGGAACGGAACACCAGCCGUACUUCCGAACAUUCCCACAAAACUACAAGGUGGAGAUGGUGAAGCUUCAGCACUUGAAGAGGCUAGCUGUCCAGGGACUGGCUCCUAUCGAACUCUUGUGGCUGGAGUUUCUCGAUAUCCCAAUGUCGUGCUGUGUCAAGAUUGGCAUUGACCUCGCCCAUCACAACAACAUUGCACCGCUGCUUGCUGUACUCGAGAAUCCGUCCGGUGGUCUUCGACCGCUUCUUCGCGUACAAGAGACGAUGUUCACCGGAUCAUCAGGUAGUACGAGCGACAAAGACAAGCUCGGUAUUCACCUUUGGGAUCCCGACUCGCAACUGGCCUUUGCCAUUGUUUUCCGUAGCCCUCAAUCUCGCGAGCAAGUCGAGCUGCUAAUCUGGCUGCUCAGCGUGACGCUGUUCAAACGGUAUACACCACGAUGUCUCGCGUGGAGUAACAUGAGCAGCAAGUUUAUCAUUGGCCCGGGCAUCUACAUCCGCAUAUUGAUGGACAGGCCAACAAUCACAGACCUGGCAUUCGACGACUGUGCCUUUGUUGCAGACGCACUUAGGCUGCUCACGGCGUCUGGGCUUGCGUCCCCGACUGCCACGACGCCGCCUGCUACAGGAAGAAGCGGCACUGGUACUCCUACUGGAGCAGAUGCGAGUGCGAGUGAUAUGCUUUGUCCAAACUUGGCGUACCUUGCUAUCUCGCGAUGCCGCUCGCUCCCUGGUCCAGUCGUCCUGGACUUGGCACGCGGUCGCGACUUGCGCGGUAAGACGCUUCGUAAAUUACGUAUUCGUAAUUGCGAUGCUGUCGGACGUAGGGCAGUCAGUGAUAUGCGCUGGCUUGUCGAAGACCUCGAGUGGGAUGGCGAACUUGAUUGGGAUGGUUUCUCUACCAUGGCCGAUCUGGAUCCGGAAGAAGUUCUUUGGCUGGACGACAAUGACGAUAACGAAGGACCUAUCGAGGUCGAACCGACGUCUGGUGAUGACGAAGAGGGCAAAGAGGAAGUAGAAGAGGAAGAAAAGGCCCUCCUAUUCCGACCAAACUUCUUGCUGGACUCAAACUUGGACCAGAAGGAUCGCGAUACUGUCUCACGUGAAGGCACUGUCGUCAGAACCAGGAAAGACAGCACCAGUCGGGAUACUGGCUCACGCGAGGGUACCGUCAUCAGGACCAGGAAGGACAGCACGAGCGCCAUUGGCAGGAGGGAGAGUACGGCCACAGCAAGGAAUAGCAUCAACGUGAAGAGGGACAGCACUGCUACCAUUCCCGCUGCUAUUUCAAUUCGGGAGAGAACCAGUGCGGCAGCAAUGUCACGACGAGAGAGUACAGGCGGAAUCACACGGCCGCAGAGUGCGGGCAAGCUUGCAAGAACAGAAAGCACUGGCGCCAUUACAGUCAUCCAGAUGCAAAUCUUUGUUGGCCAACUUGUGCAUACUUUGGAUCCUACGACGAUCCAGUAUUCCUCCCUGUCAGUUGUGGGCGUGUCCGAUAACGGUGUAAUCGACUUCGCUGUACAUGAUCUCUCACCAGGAGACGUCGAACGGAUAAUUCAAGAGCAGCUGAGCCAGAAGGCGAAUCUCGACAAGGGCUGGAAGGCCGAGAAUGUCAAGAGGACCGUGCUGGGUCAUGGAGAGUUUCUCGUUCCAGGGUUUGUCGAUACACAUACCCAUGCCCCGCAGUUUCCUAACAUUUGUCGCGGGCAGCAAUACGAGCUACUUGAUUGGCUGAAGUAUAUCACCUUUCCUGAGGAGGAGAAGCUUGCGGAUGUUGCCGUCGCGAAGCGUCUGUACAACGAAGUCGUGCGAAGGGUAAUAUCACUGGGCACGACAACGUGCUGCUACUACGGGUCUUUACACCUAGAGGCGACCAAGGUCCUCGCGGACGAAUGUCAGGCACAAGGCCAGCGAGCAUUUGUUGGCAAAUGUAAUAUGGAUCGCAAUGGCUCGCCGACAUACGUUGAGGCUUCAUGCUCGUCUUCUGUUGCCGACACUCGGUCCCUCAUCUCGUACAUCCAGUCAUUGCCCAAACUCCCAACGUCUUCGCCACUCGUCAACCCCAUCAUCACCCCCCGCUUCGCCAUCUCAUGUACCGACGAGCUUCUUUCCCAACUUGGAACUCUUGCCAAGGAGAACCCCGGCAUGCUCAUCCAAACCCACAUCUCUGAGAAUGCCUCGGAGAUUGCGUACACACAUGCGCUCUUCCCCAACGCACCGCACUAUGCCGGUGUGUACGAUACGCACGGUCUACUCCGCGACGGAACUGUACUCGGACACGCGUGUCAUCUGACCGAAGAAGAAGUCAAGCUGGUAAAGCAAAGGAACGCCGGUAUUGCGCAUUGUCCGACGAGCAACUUCAAUAUCCGCAGCGGCAUGGCCAACGUAGGCAAGUACCUCGACCGAGGAAUCAAGGUCGGUCUUGGGACGGACUGCUCUGGCGGGUAUUGUCCCUCUAUACUACGCACACUGCAGGAUGCAUGCGUGACGAGCAAGAUUCUUUCUCUUUCUACUCCUCCAAAACCACUCGAUUACAAGGAGGACCCAGAGAAAUUGGAAGGAAAGCAUCUUCCUAUCUCUACACUGCUCUACCUCGCGACACUAGGAGGCGCAGAUGUUUGUCUCCUCAAGGACAAAGUCGGCAACUUCGUAGUUGGUAAAGAGUUUGACGCUAUUGUUGCCAGUAUAACUGGUGACAAUACACCCGGAGAGCAAGGGAGGGCAAACCCGGCUGUUUGGUACUCCGCCGAUGACGAUAUUCAAACUCUUGUCGAGCGCUUCCUCUUUGGUGGGGACGACCGAAACAUCAAAGAGGUCUAUGUUUGUGGAAGACGGGUGGGUGGCUGGGGACAUUCUCAGUAG